CUGCGCAGGCGCCAAGCUCGGGGACCGGAAGCGGAAGGCCUGUCGCCUAGGGUCGACACCUCAGUGAGCAGCAGCUAUGCGCGGCUCGGAGGAGCCGGGGUCUCGGCCCGCAGCGACCCCGUGCGGGUGCGUGAAGCCGGCUCUGGAAACAGGGAAUCUUUUAACUGAGCCAAUUGGCUAUUUGGAAUCCUGUUUCUCAGCGAAGAAUGGUACUCCAAGGCAGCCAUCUAUUUGUAGCCAUUCGCGGGCUUGUUUGAGAAUUAGAAAGAGCAUCUUUAAUAAUCCUGAACAUUCUUUGAUGGGCUUAGAACAGUUUUCUCAUGUUUGGAUUUUGUUUGUUUUUCACAAAAAUGGUCAUUUGAGCUGUAAGGCGAAAGUGCAGCCUCCCAGGCUGAAUGGUGCGAAGACUGGAGUUUUCUCCACAAGGAGCCCGCAUCGUCCCAAUGCGAUAGGAUUGACCCUGGCCAAGCUGGAAAAGCUAGAAGGUGGAGCUAUAUACCUUUCUGGAAUUGACAUGAUUCAUGGCACACCUGUCCUAGACAUAAAGCCCUACAUAGCUGAAUAUGACUCACCUCAAAAUUUGGUUGAACCUCUACAGGACUUUAAUUUACAGAAAAACCAAUAUAAACCCAAAAAUACAUCUCAGUCUAAUGGCAAGAUUGACAGCUAUGACCAGCGACAGAUCUCAAGGUGUGAUAAACCACAAGCCUAUAGUCACACUAAGGAGAAACCUAAAUGUCCUGAAGAUAGAACUUCAGAAGACGAUAUGAAACGUGACAACUCAACAAAAGUCCAGCAAAACUCCCCUCAGCACAGGGAGAUAGCAGCAGAUUUGGGCUUAGAAUCAAGAAAUGAUGAAAGUCUGAAUGUUGUAGAAGAACAAAUUGGCCCAUAUUGCCUGGAGAAGAGCUUUUCAGACAAGAUCAGGCACGUUCAGGGUGGUAUGGCCGUAGAUGAGAAGAGCUUUUCAGAGGAAGGUACAGAAAAGAGGCUAAGGAGUGGGAAAGAAGCAGUGGUUCCAAAAGGAAAUAGUGCAGAGUUGCAGCCCAUGGCUCUUCACUGCCCUUCCAGGAUGGCUGGUGCAGCCCCCCACAGCAUGGUCCCUGCCUGGGUGAGAGAGGCCCCUGUGGCCACCUUGGAAGUCCGGUUUACUCCUCACGCAGAGAUGGAUCUUGAGCACCUCAGUUCAGAAGAUGGCAGUCAGUCUUCAUUUAAAUAUUUUCAAUCAGCAGAGGAAGCAAGGCAUGCCAUUGAGGCUGUGUUGUCAGCCGACCCUCGGUCCAUAUAUCGACGGAAGCUCUGCCAGGACCGCCUUUUCUACUUUACUGUAGACAUAGCACACAUCACUUGCUGGUUUGGUGAUGACUUUGCAGAGGUUCUAAGGAUCAAGCCAGCUUCAGAACCUGUUCAGAUGACUGAUCUUGAGGAGUACUUGGUGUCUCUGGGAUCGUAAGUAGCCUCCAUCAUGCAUUUAAAACAGCCUAAUCGACUUUGAAUUGGCUUUUGGAUUAUCUAUACAAGUUAAUGAUGUGAUGUGUUAAUGAGUCUUUGCAGAAAGAACAGUUUGUGAUCUCACUGCUUUGAUUGAUUUGGGUUCAAAAUAAUUAUUCGAAAAACAUUUUUAAUAAACAGAGAUACAAAAUUUAGAGAAA
Canis lupus familiaris (dog) is the source of this 1652-nucleotide messenger RNA. It is a transcript of the gene TRMO, whose product is annotated as tRNA methyltransferase O. NCBI's taxonomy places the organism in Eukaryota, Metazoa, Chordata, Mammalia, Carnivora, Canidae. The record is from RefSeq and is a predicted model, not a curated record. Bases 77 to 1453 code for a protein of 458 amino acids. The transcript is spliced from 5 exons.